CCAAAAUAUGUGAAACGCAAUCCUAGCUCUGGUCACAGAGAGCAGUUAUUUUAAAACUUCCAACUCAGCCACCUCGAUACGACCAUGCGUAAUGACGCUAAGAUCCACGAACUCAACUGACAGAUCUCCGCUUUAAUUUGGGAUCAAAACUAAAAUGAUCAACCGCCUCCUCGCUUGGAGUUCACGUUCGAUCCACGUUCGGUAGUUUGCUGUCCUUUCUCCGCUUGCGCGUCUCCAAUGUCUCUCCCGGUAGUUCUCCCCGGAUCGUGUUGCUCUGUAACCAGGGUUCCGCUGGCCUCUCAGUUGGCAGACCCGACGUUCAGGAUCCGGCCGCCCCGCUGCAUAUCUGCCUCUCGCAUGCCUGGUUCUCAGUCGAGGCUGCUCCCAGCGCUGCUCCCCGGCCGCCCGCUGCUCUCCCUCGGAUUACUGCAGCUGGUUCUCGGCUGCUCCAUGGUCGCGCUCUCCUUCGGAGCUCUCUCCCUCAGUAGCUCUCCACCCAUCCGAAACGCAUGCCCUUUCUGGGCUGGGUCUUCAGUGAUCCUGUCAGGGAUCGUUGGCCUCACAACAUGGAGGAGACCCAUGCUGCUGCUGGUGAAUCUGUUUGUUCUGCUGUCGGUGGUGUGUGUUCUCCUCAACCUGGCUGGCUUCAUCCUCUGCUGCCAGGGGGCUCAGCUGGUCUCCACCAUGACCAACUGCCAACUGAGCGAGGCGGGAGAUGUGUGUAACUGUUGUCCCCAGAUCUCCAUGUGCCCUGAGGAGAAACUACUCAAACUCUACCCUGGGCACUCCUGUAACACCAUGAGGGUCCUGCUCAAGAAGGUUCUGUUUGCUCUGUGUGUUCUGAAUGCUCUGACCACUGCAGUAUGCCUGGUGGCUGCUGCCCUGCGGUACCUACAGAUCUUCACCACACGACGCCCAUGUAUGGAUGACCCCAGGCCAAUCACAGAGGAAGGGGAGGAGACAAAUAUUAUCCCUGACCCAGAUGAGUUUGUCCCCCCUGCUCCUCCCCCGUCCUACUUCUCAACCUUCUACUCCUACACCCCCCGGCUGGCUCGCAGGAUGUUUGGGGACAGUGUGAUACCUCUGCCUCCUGUCUAUGCAGCCAGGAUUAAAGGGGUAGAGGUGUUCUGUCCUCUUGACCCUCCCCCUCCAUACGAGGCUGUUACAGGAGGCUCCGCCCUCGCCACUGCAACACAGGAGACAGAGAUUCAGAUUACCAUGACAGGUCUGCCUGAGUUGGCGGAGGAGCGGAGUGACCGCUCGGAGGCGGGUACUCCUGUUAGAGAUGCUGGUCCCCAGACGACGGUUGUUCCAGUGCCCCCGUCUCCCCAAUAUCACCCCUCUCCCCAAUCUCCGCCCUCCCCCUCCCUGCACCAGGCCAGACCUCCCCAGGACCAGGGUGCUCCUGUGCCACCCAUUAGGAGGUCUCAGCGCCAGAGACCCAGACGCUCUAAUAGUGACCCUGUCCUACUGGACCUGGCUGCCAAAGUGUUAAGCUGUGAAGCAGCCACACAGACCACCGAGGUCUCCACCCAGACUUCCAAGUCCGCCCUGGCCUCCCAGUCGUCCCGGCCCCAGACGGUGGCUCUCCGGCGGGGUGGUAGAGGCCCGCGGCGUCCCCGGCCCUCCUCCAUGGUGGACUACCAGAGCUACAGACACACCCAGCAGCUGGUCAGCAGGUUUCUAGAGCAGCCGGCCCACUGCAGCCUGACCCCCGAGGUCCAGGAGCUGGUGGACAGCAUCCGUAGCGUGCUGCGCUCAGACCAGGAACACAUGGAGGAGGCUGUCCGCUGUGCCAGCUUCAUAGAACAGGUGAUCACAGUAUCAGAGACACCAGUUGGAGCCCUGCCCCAGCCCCUGUCCCUCCCCAGGGGAUGCUCCAGACCCCAUGUCCCCAUGCUGGACUGUUCCUCCCGGACCCUCCCCCAGCCCCUCCGGAAGAGGCCCGGCCUGCUGCACCUGCGGAGUUGUGGAGACCUCAGCACCUUUACCUGGGCAGAGCAGCAGCCACUAGAGGCCAGGCAAGGUGGUGGGUCUGGCUUCAAGUCCUGGUCUAGAGCGGGUUCUAGAGUAGGUUCUCGGUCGACGUCACGGGCGGGCUCUCGCCUGGAUCAUCACGAACGCCCCCACAGUCUCAUAGGGGUGUUUAGGGAAACGGUGAUCUGAUGGAACCCUCUUCCCAUCCCAACACUCCCCUAGCACAAACUGAUGGCAAGGUCCACUGGGGGAAACACCUUAUUGACUCCAAGGAAAAUGCGCCCCCUGCUGGCGAGGUUUGGGACUGCCACUGCAAAACCUUGUGGGGAAAAGCCAUCUAAAGAACUUUGAAACUGAGUCCCACAGACUGCAAGUACUAGCCUUUAGAAGGGCUGUGUGUGUGUGCGGCUGCGUGCGUGUGUUGUGUGCCUAAGGUGUGUGUGUGUGUGUGUGUGUGUGUGUGUCUGCUGCACUAAUACUGUUGAAGUGUAUGUACAGUGUGUAGUGUUUUCUGUACACUGUUGUUUGCAUUGUGAAAGAGGUGACCUGGGAAACAAAGGUUUCAAAAUUGUCUCCAAAUAUUUCCAUUAACAAUUCUGUGUUACAAGCUAUUAUAAAAUGAUUGGCUGAACAUAUGACAGCACUGAACCCUACCUGCAUGUGAGAGUCUAUGGAAGGCUCUCUCUCUAUACUUCACUAUCUGCCCUGUGCCUUAAAUAAAGCAACGUGGAAUGUUCCAUAUGAAAUGUUCAGUAUUUAAUUAAACUGGCCAUGCACUAUGAGUGUUAAUUCAGCUUUAAUUCAUUUGUUUAGGCCGGAAUUCAAUCCCCAUCGUCCAUUAUUUUGGCUAUGCACCUUUUUAAAGGCAAUGCUCCAACUGCCGUUCACAAUAAACACUGCAUAUGUCGGGCUCAAUCGGAAACGACAUUUACACUUCAAACGCACUAUAAAUGUGCCUCUUAUACGGUUCCGGAUUACAUCUAGGUCUUAAAGUGCACCGUUUAUGCGCCGGGAUUCAAUCCAAGGCACGUUAAAGAGCAGCUCACCGGACAGACAAUACGUCUUUCACGUAGAUUUACAUUCAUGAUAUACGUUGCGGAUGUCAACUUAAAUUACCUUUAAAAGGUGCACUGUCGUCUGUGGAUCGAAUCCUGGCCUUAGAAGCAACAACAAAAACAACAACAGUCCUUCUGCAAGUAGUUUAUUGUUGUAAAUACCGGUAGAAACAUUCCAGUUCUGUAGUUCAAUAACAUCACAGAAAAGCUAGCAAAUGAAUACAAAUUGCCAUAGCUUUAAAGAAAGUCGUAUUUUUCACGUUUGCAUCAUCUUUAGACAUGUCGACAAACAUUUUAAGAUGAAUUACAUUCAAAACAGUGCAUUAUAAACACUAGUUAGCCUACCUCACAGUCACCAUCGACUCAAGUGUAUGUUUGCUGCCCAUCUCUUUACAAAGGACAACUUUGUUGCGUCACAAUAGCCUACUAUCACCAACACGGACAAGGAAGGUCUAUACUUCAACAAGUUGCCCCCUGUGUUCAUUACCUUGUGCUCUAGACAAAUAUGUAAUUAUGUUUUAUUCCCACAAUCAUUCACUUCCUCUCUUUCCUCGUUCACAUGAAACCACUUCUUUAAGAGACAUUGUAACCACGAGUUUACUCAGUUCUAAUUUCACCUUAUUUGUUAUUCCUUGAAGCUUGUUUAUAUGGUCAAUCCAAACUCAACACACAAAAUAACCAUUAGAAGUAUAUAUACCUGUAUAUGUAAGUGUGUGUGUGUGUGUUUACAGUGGCAAGAAAAAGUAUGUGAACCUUUUAGAAUUACCUGGAUUUCUGCAUAAAUUGGUCAUCGAAUUUGAUCUGAUCUUCAUCUAAGUCACAACAAUAAAUAGACAUAGUUUGCUUAAACUAAUAACACACAAAUUAUUGUAAUUUUUGUCUAUAUUGAAUACAUCAUUUAAACAUUCACAGUAUAGGUUAUAAAAAGUAUGUGAACCCCUAGGCUAAUGACUUCUCCAAAAGCUGGAGUCAGGAGUCAGCUAACCUGGAGUCCAAUCAAUGAGACGAGAUUGGAGAUGUUGGUUAGAGCUGCCUUGCCCCAUAAAAACACUCACAAAAUGUGAGUUUGCUACUCACAAGAAGCAUUGCCUGAUGUGAGCCAUGCCUCAAACAAAAGAGAUCUCAGAAGACCUAAGAUUAAGAAUUGUUGACUUGCAUAAAGCUGGAAAGGGUUACAAAAGUCUCUCUAAAAGCCUUAAUGUUCAUCUGUCCGUGGUAAGACAAACUGUCUAUAAAUGGAGUAAGUUCAGCACUGUUGCUACUCUCCCUAGGAGUGUCCGUUCUGCAAAGAUGACUGCAAGAGCACAGCGCAGAAUGUUCAAUGAGGAUAAGAAGAAUCCUAGUGUCAGCUGAAGACUUAUAGAAAUCUCUGGAACAUGCUAACAUCUCUGUUGACGAGUCUACGAUACGUAAAACAAUAAAGAAUAGUGCUCAUGGGAGGACACCACAGAAGAAGCCACUACCACUACCAAAAAAACCAUUGCUGCACGUCUGAAGUUUGCAAAAGUGCACCUAGAUGUUCCACAGCGCCACUGGCAAAAUAUUCUGUGGACAGAUGAAACUACAGUUGAGUUGUUUGGAAGGAACACACAACACUACUAGCACACCAACAACAAAACCUCAUCCCAACUGUAAAGUAUGGUGGAGGGAGCACUCAGGGCCUCGACAGCUUGCUGUCAUCGACGGAAAAAUGAAUUCCCAAGUUUAUCAAGACAUUUUACAGGAUAAUGUUAGGCUAUCUGUCCACCAAUUGAAGCUCAACAGAAGUUGGGUUAUGCAACAGGACAACGACCCAAAACACAGAAGUAAAUCAACAACAAAAUGGCUUCAACAGAAGAAAAUAUGCCUUCUGGAGUGGCCCAGUCAGAGUCCUGACCUCAACCUGAUUUAGAUGCUGUGGCAUGACCUCUAGAGAGCAGUUCACACCAGACAUCCCAAGAAUAUUGCUGAACAGAAACAGUUUUGUAAAGAGGAAUGGUCCAAAAUUCCUCCUGAUUGUUGUGCAGGUCUGAUACGCAACUACAGAAAACGUUUGGUUGAGGUUAUUGCUGCCAAAGGAAGGUCAACCAGUUAUUAAAUCCGAGGGUUCACACAUUUUUUCCACCCUGCACUGUGAAUGUUUACACAGUGUGUUCAAUAAAGACAUGAAAACGUAUAAUUGUUUGUGUGUUAUUAGUUUAAGCAGACUGUGUUCGCCUAUUGUUGUCACCUAGAUGAAGACCAGAUCAAAUUUGAUGUCUAAUUUAUGCAGAAAUCCAGGAAUAUCCAAAGGGUUCAUAUACUUUUUCUAGACACUGUGUAUUAUGUAUUCCAGCUGGUUUAGGUUUAAUGUGGAAUAAUUAAGUCGUCAUCACACACACUAGAAGCAAACAUCAUAUGGUCGACCAA
Molecule: messenger RNA, 5420 nt
Organism: Oncorhynchus masou masou (cherry salmon)
Lineage: Eukaryota; Metazoa; Chordata; Actinopteri; Salmoniformes; Salmonidae
Product: endosomal transmembrane epsin interactor 1-like
Exons: 10
Coding region: 238-2166 (642 amino acids)
Cellular component (GO): membrane
Source: RefSeq, a predicted model, not a curated record